AUGCUGCGCCCCCUCAGGCGUUCGAGCCUGACGGGCGUCCAAUCUUCCGUCCGCUCGCUGUGCGAGAGCGCGUGCGCGGUGCUGUCCAGCGGCGAGGCGGGCAGCCUUGCAGCCCAGGCACCUCAUGCGCCCCCCGCUGCAACGACACGGCGGCGCAACGCGUCGUCCUCGCUGCCCUUCGGAUGCGAAUCGCCGAAAUUCAGGCCGGGCAAACCAGGCAUCCCUUCCAAUGCGCGAGCCACCGCCCUCCCCCCGCGGCACACGGCCGUCACCAGCCAGGAGCGCGCGGCCUCGUCGUGGGUGCGGUCCCGGGACGACGACUACGACACUGGGCCCAACUACGACAGCGAAAGCGACGUGGACGUCGACAUCGGCGCGGCCACCGACGGCCCCGCCGUGGCGUACAGGCGCGGCCUCGAGGAAGGCAUUUACCGUCCGGACGCCCGGCAGGUCGAGACGGUUCGGAAGCUGCAGGAGCUGCACAACGAGCUGUCGCGGGCGCUGCGACCAAAGCCCAAGCACUCGGGGCUCACCGCGGUCGACUCCCUCGAGGGCGAGAUGCCCGAAGACAUGUCGACGGGGGGCUCCUGGUGGCGGAAUCUGAUCGGGGGCGCCGAGGCCAGCCCGGACGAGCAGCCGCGCCUGGGCCCGCGCGGGCUGUACAUGUACGGCGGGGUCGGGUGCGGGAAGACGAUGCUGAUGGACCUCUUCAUCGCGAACGCGCCCGCGCACUGGGGGGUUCGGCGGGCGCACUUCCACGACUUCAUGCUGUCGAUUCACGCGGCGCUCGCGAAGCUCGAGGGGCCGCACAAGGACCCGCUCUGCGCGGUCGCGGACGGCAUCGUCGCUCGCGGCACGCGCGUGCUCUGCCUCGACGAGUUGAUGGUCACCGACGUCGCCGACGCCUCCAUCCUGCACAGACUCUUCAAGAAGCUCUGGAACCGUGGGCUCGUGCUGGUGUGCACGUCGAACCGCGUGCCGGAGAAGCUGUACGAGAAGGGGCUGCAGCGCGAGCUGUUCCUGCCGUUCAUCGCCGGCGUCAACGACCGCUGCGUCGUGCACGACAUGGCGUCGGCGGUCGACUACCGCAAGCUCGCGUCGCCCACGACGGGCCUGUACGUCACGGGCCCGCAGCGCAACGAGGCCGUCGAGAAGCGCUUCCUUGAGAUGUGCCACGGAAAGGAGGCCCCCGCGCCCCGCAGCAUUGAGGUCAUGAUGGGCCGCAAGCUCGACAUCCCCCGCAGCGGGCUGGACUACCCCGCGGCGCUCUUCACGUUCCAGGAGCUCUGCGGGAAGGCGGUCGGUGCGUCGGACUACAUCGCGCUGGCGGGCGCGUUCCACACCAUCUGCGUCACGGGCGUGCCGUGCUUCUCCGCGGCGACGCGCGCGCAGGCGUACCGCUUCGUCACGCUCGUGGACGUCCUGUACGAGCACAAGACGCGCCUCGUGCUCUCCGCGGACGGCCCCCCGCUCGAGCUGUUCAACAACGUCGUCACGCACCAGGACAUGGAAGCGCGACUCAAGUCCGACCCGACCGCGCAGGCCGUGGUGGACGACCUCGUCGUGGACGACAACCUCGGCUUCGUGCGCGACCGCACCGUCAGCCGCCUCACGGAGAUGGGGUCGCUCGAGUUCCUGCGCGCGCACGCAGACCUGCACGCGCCCGAGCUGCUGCUCGCGAUCCAGGAGGCGACGCGCGCCGCGAAGAGGGCCGCGCGGACCGUGGGGGCGGGGGCGCCGUGA
Molecule: messenger RNA, 1743 nt
Organism: Pedinophyceae sp. YPF-701
Lineage: Eukaryota; Viridiplantae; Chlorophyta; Pedinophyceae
Source: the annotation of a GenBank genome assembly